Molecule: messenger RNA, 531 nt
Organism: Fusarium proliferatum ET1
Lineage: Eukaryota; Fungi; Ascomycota; Sordariomycetes; Hypocreales; Nectriaceae
Exons: 2
Coding region: 1-531 (176 amino acids)
Source: RefSeq, a predicted model, not a curated record
AUGGAGACCGGCCUCAAACGUCAUGUCUGCCAGCCCAUCAUCCACGGACCCAAUGGUCUACUUGAGAAAUCUCCUGAGAGCACCUUAACCGUCGAGAAGCUUCUGGAGAUUGACAACAAACCACCUGCACCUGACCCAUCAGAGAUGAAUGUCCCCAAGUUCAGUUUCUGCUCCGAUUGCGUGUGCAGAUCCUAUGGGAUAGCCUGUAGUUGCGUUGGCGAGGGCUCUUAUCUAGGAACGGAAGUCCACUUUGAGAUUACGGACACCAUCGGCCACUGGGAGCCACAGCCCGUACGAAUUGAUCGGUCUGCACCGCGUCCAUCCGUGAACUCCAUGCCUGUCACUGGGUUCAUCAAGACCGAAGCGCACGACUUGAGAGCAUAUCUCGGGGCCAAACUUUCACCACAGCAUCGCGCCACAACAUUGACCUACAAUGAUAAGUAUGCCAAGUGGGUCUAUGGCGAGGUCAUGGCUCCUAAUGCCACAUUUUCUUUCCACUGCAAGUUCCGAAAGUUGGGAGGCAGAGGUUAA